UGUUUUGUUCAAUUCAUUGUAGACUGAAAUCAUCCUGUCAGCAGGAACAGAGAGGCAGGGUUAAUCUGUCUGUGCUGUUGCUCAGUAGUAAGGGGGUUAAUCUGGCUUAUGAUGGUAAUUAUAAUGAUGGUGUACUGUCUGUAGAGAGGAAAAAAAAGAGAAAGGGCCUGGCAAAGCCUACUAGCCUGCUCAGUGGGAGGAGCCAGAGUGCUAGUGGGAUCCUUCUGCUGACCUUGGAGUGAGCCGGGAAGAGGGAAAAAUAGACAGAGGGAGAGAGAGAGAGAGAGAGAGUGAGUGUGUGAACUACGCUCUGCUGCUAAAUGUGAGUACGGAGUGUCUCAACUCUCUGUGGCAGCCAGCAGCAAAUGACAAAUCCAGGAACGUGCACAAGGACUGAGACUGACAGACACAACUUCCAGUUUGCUGUCUGAUUGUGUGAAUGAUGUCAUCCUUAAGGAGGGAUUUGGGUUGUUUGUCUACCUCACACUUAGUUACCAAAUCACAUGAGAUUCUAUCCUGGUAACCAUGACAACCCUUGCUGGUCCAGGCUCCAUCGUGCUGGGGUAAAGAACAAGAGAUCCAGCUACAAGGGCACUCCAGAAAACGAAUUCUGCUCAUUGUGGCUGUUUUGUUAUAGUUGUAUAGUUAUACCAGAUAAAGAAAACCACCUUGAUGGAAGAGGAGCAGAAGGACUGUGAUGCUGGGAGGCAGAAGCUGAAACUUUGUGAGCCAGUGUGAUUGAAGGGAAGGCAGAGACCACCAGGUCGUGCCCCCACAGAAGUGUAGCAGGACUCCCUUGCCAUGGGUGACAGUGGCGGGGGAGGAGAUAAGAUUAACGAGGCACAUGUCCUCUUUGAUCGCUUUGUCCAGGCCUCCACUUGUAAAGGAACUCUCAAAGCAUUUCAAGAGUUAUGUGACUAUCUGGAAUUAAAACCUAGUGACUAUCGAGUAUUUUACCAAAAACUGAAAUCUAAGCUCAACUACUGGAAGGCAAAGGCUUUAUGGGCCAAACUUGACAAGAGAGCCAGCCACAAGGACUACAAGAAGGGGCGGGCGUGUGCCAAUUCUAAGUGUCUCAUUAUUGGAGCUGGACCAUGUGGCCUUCGAACGGCCAUUGAACUGUCUUUUCUUGGAGCAAAAGUUGUCAUUGUUGAAAAAAGGGAUGCAUUCUCCCGAAACAAUGUUUUACACUUAUGGCCCUUUACCAUUCAAGAUUUACGAGGACUUGGUGCAAAGAAAUUCUAUGGAAAAUUUUGUGCUGGUUCCAUUGACCAUAUCAGUAUCCGGCAACUUCAGCUGAUGCUAUUGAAAGUGGCUUUAAUUCUUGGAAUAGAGAUCCAUGUUAAUGUUGAGUUCUGUAGCCUCAUUGAACCUCCUGAGGAUCAAGAAAAUGAAAGGAUAGGAUGGAGGGCUGAAGUACAUCCUAGAACACAUCCUGUUUCUGAACUUGAGUUUGACGUCAUCAUUGGUGCUGAUGGGAGGAGGAAUACCCUGCCAGGUUUCCGUCGAAAGGAAUUUCGUGGAAAACUUGCAAUUGCUAUUACAGCCAACUUUAUCAAUCGCAACACUACAGCUGAGGCUAAAGUUGAGGAGAUCAGUGGUGUGGCCUUCAUCUUUAAUCAGAAAUUUUUCCAAGAUCUCCGUGAAGCCACUGGCAUUGAUUUGGAAAACAUUGUCUACUAUAAAGAUGACACACACUAUUUUGUGAUGACUGCAAAAAAACAAAGCUUACUGGAGAAAGGAGUGAUACUGCACGACUUUGCUGACACUGAGUUGUUACUUUCUCGUGCAAAUGUUGAUCAAGAAGCACUUUUGAACUAUGCCUGUGAAGCUGCUGACUUUUCUACCAACCAUCAGCUCCCCAAGCUUGAGUUUGCAAUUAACCAUUAUGGACAACCUGAUGUGGCCAUGUUUGACUUCACAUGCAUGUAUGCUUCAGAAAAUGCGGCCUUGGUACGAGAGAGGAAUGGCCAUCGGCUUCUUGUUGCCCUUGUUGGGGACAGUUUGCUGGAGCCUUUUUGGCCAAUGGGUACUGGUAUUGCUCGUGGUUUUUUGGCAGCCAUGGACUCUGCAUGGAUGGUGCGCAGCUGGGCACAAGGAAACUCGCCUCUAGAAGUUUUGGCAGAAAGGGAAAGUAUUUACCGACUGCUUCCUCAGACCACUCCAGAGAAUGUUAACAAAAAUUUCAGCCAGUUCAGUGUUGACCCUACUACAAGAUACCCAAACAUCAGCCUUAACUUUUUAAGACCCAACCAGGUGAAGCACCUUAUUGACACUGGUGAUUCUAAAGAUAUUCGUGUGGAAAUGGAAAAUGCAGUGAAUUCCCGAACACCGAAACUGUUAAGAAAUGAAUCUGUAGCUCGUUCCAGCAAACUGUUAAACUGGUGCCAACGACAAACAGAGGGAUACAGGAGUGUGAAUGUAACUGAUCUUACAAUGUCCUGGAAAAGUGGACUUGCAUUAUGUGCAAUCAUACACCGUUACCGUCCAGACCUCAUUGACUUUGACUCCCUGGAGGAGCAUAAUAUGGAGAACAAUAAUCAGCUGGCCUUUGAUUUAGCAGAAAGGGAGUUUGGAAUCUCACCUAUUAUGACAGGGAAGGAGAUGGCUUCUGUUGGUGAACCUGAUAAGCUGUCUAUGGUCAUGUAUCUCACUCAGUUUUAUGAGAUGUUUAAGGAUACAGUUCCACCGGGUGAUAAUCAUAAUUUGAGUCCAGAAGACAAGGCAGCCUGGAUAUCCAAUACCAAGUCUCCUAUUUCCUUUUUAAGCAAACUUGGACAAAGUAUCUCCAGAAAGAGGAAUCCAAAGGACAAAAAAGACAAGGAGGUUGAUGGAUCAGGUAAACGCAGAAAGACAAGUCAGUCAGAAGAUGAGGAAGUCUCUCGUAGCUGCCAUGAUGAAAGGCCAACUCUUGUUAGUGCACUUACUGAGCGGAGAAUUGAUGCCUCAAUAGGAAAUCAAAACAAAGUAAAGUCUAUGGCAACGCAACUUUUGGCUAAGUUUGAGGAGAAUGCACCUGCACAGUCUACUGGAGUUAAAAGACAGGAGCAUUUGCUGACUCAUCCCUCUCUCCGACCAAAAGAGCAGGCCCGACUUGCACCUAUUCCACAGUGGAGACAGGCCAGAGGUGAGAAAUGCUCUCGAACCUGCCCAAAGAAAAUCAUUGUGCUCUCCUCCACAUCUGCUUCCACUUCAUUGCUCUCACUUCCUCUGCAGGAAGAGGUUUCAGCAGUUGAUUCUAAACAUCCAGAGAAGAGUUUUGUCAGAGACCGGAACAAGCCUUCACAAUCCUUCUUUUUAGAUCAGUGGAAUCUCUCCCUCAGCCUUCGCUCCAACAGACACCAAGAUGUACCUUCCUCUGACUCUCUCAGACAGAGGUAUUUAAAGAUGUACACAGGGGGAGUGAGCUCAUUGGCUGAGCAGAUAGCCAAUCAGCUUCAAAAGAAAGAUCAUCCCAGACCCCUUCUAAACAAGAAGGAAUUGGGUUCAUUUCGCAAAGAGUUUCCACAGAACAUUGGUGGAAGUGAUGUGUGCUAUUUUUGCCGGAGAAGAGUUUAUGUAAUGGAGAGGCUCAGUGCUGAGGGUAAAUUUUUUCACAGAAGUUGCUUUAAAUGUGACUACUGCGGCACAACGUUAAGGCUUUCCUCUUACGCAUUUGAUGUGGAAGAUGGGAAGUUCUAUUGCAAGCCUCAUUAUUGUUAUCGCAUUUCUGGAUAUGCACAACGGAAGAGGCCAGCUGUAACCCCACUCACUGCCAAGGAGAACAAAGUCACCCAACCUGAGCCUGUAUCAAUUGAUCAUUCAGGAAGGGCAAGUUCUACAGCCACUUCGGAGAAAAAAACAGCUGUUGAUGUGAAUGGCAUAGAAGAGCCCAGCCUAGCAAAACGUGUGAAAGGUACACCAGAACGCAUUGAGCUGGAGAAUUACCGCCUCUCCCUGCAACGAGAGGAAGAGCUUGAGGAGGUCCCUGAAGAGACUCUAGCUGAACACAACUUAAGUAGCGUGCUAGACAAAGUUACAGAUGUUGAUGAGGUCUCAAGCAGCUCUGACUCUGAAAUGGAGGAAAAUGAGCCAGAGGGUGAUGGAGAAGCAGUAUCUCAUCCAACUUCUGACCUGGGUGGUGUUCCUUGGAAGCAGGCUGUUCAUUUUCAUGCACAACUCAAGGGUCAAAGUGAAAUAGAGGUUGCAGCAGAAGAAUCGUGUCUCAAGGAAGAUGAACAGGAGGAAGAGGAAGAAGAAGAGGAAGAAGAAGAAGAAGAAGAGGAGGAAGAAUCUAGUGAAGAGGGAGAAUAUUACCCUUGGGACAGGGAACUGCAGUUAGGGCUCUGGCUAGACCAUCUCAAAGAUGAAGAGGACACGGGUACAUUUAAAGCUGGGAAUCUUCGCAUUCAGCAAGCUGUUCAACCUAUAGAUCCACUAGAAAUACAAGCAGAUGUUCAUUGGACACAUAUUCACACUGAAAAAGAUGAAACAGGAGCAGCAACUACACAGUCCUCUGCUUUUGCAGCACCAGUCAUUCCAUCAGUCCGCCAUGAGGCAGUACGAGCCUGGCUGGAGACCAUACCUGGAGCUCAGAAUGAAAAUAGUGACUUGGAAGCAGAAGCAGCACCUGGAAUGGAAGGUGCUGAUAGUAAAGAUGAUUUUUUUGCUGACAUCGAGGAGGAUGACAUUCCAUCAGAUGCGGAAGCUGAGGCUCGUCUACAUCGACGUGAAGGGGCAGAUGAACUGCCAGAGGAUCAGGAUCAAUCUGAGAGCAACGAGAGGGUAUCUAGUCUAGUGCCAUCAUCAGUUAGCCCCCUUCAUUCUGCCAGUGAUGUAGUGUUGCCUCCUUUAACAAUUACAGAAGACGAAGGACCUGAGAGAGAGAUCAUAAUUUCUCCAAAAGUGGCACUGCAGUCUCCAGAGUCUCAUUUUUUCCCAGAGAUUUACCUAUCUGAAGACAGCAUAGAAAGAAAAACCUGUCAGGAUAUUCCAGGAACUUUACAGGGUAUUCCUGUUCACCCUAUUUGUUCCCAACCAGUUCCACUCCCUGAAGCUAUUACAGUCAGCUCUCCUGUUAAGAUGCAAUCUAUACCAUGUUCUCCUGCAACCAGUCCUAUUUCUGUACCAAUUUGUUCACAACCUUUGCCUUCUCCAGAAGCUUCCUCUAGUGUUUCACCUAAAUCACCAGUUAGAACUCAACCGGUACCAGCAGCAACCUCAACUCCUUUGAUCAAGUCAUCUGUGGAAACUGAGGCUACAUCUAAGUUCUUUACUCCAUUAGAAGAAGAAUCCACUAAAAGAUCAGAUAUUAUAGAGGAGUUCUGGCUGAAGAGUGCAGAAAUUCGAAAAAGCUUAGGUCUUACUCCUUUAGAUAGAAGCAAAGGUCCAGAGCAAGUGUAUGUACAUUCCAAUUCUGAAUUUUCAUCCACCCCUGUAAAAGAUCAUCUCUCAGUAGAACCGAAGUGGUACGCCAGCCAACCACGGCCAGCAACUUCAAGAGUAAGUAGUGUUCUCCUUGAAAAACAACUGCCUUCAGCAUUGAUUUUAAAAAUUUCUGGUGACAAAGAUUCAAAAGGCAUUGAUUCAGAGAAAAAAGAUAUUAGCAGUAGUUCAGGUCUUGGCUUAAAUGGUAGCACAGCCAAUACACAAACAAUGACAAGUGAAAGCUUUAACACAUCAGAGUCUACAAUGCUUACACCACCAUCAAGCCCACCACCACCCCCACCAGAAAAUGAGGAGCCAGCAACAUUAAGAGUCAAAAAACACCAGGCUAGCUGGAACAAUGCACAAGAGAAAAGUUCUAUACCUGCAACAGUUCCAGACCAACUUUCCAAACCAUCCCCACUCCAUUGUUGUAAAGAAACUAUCAAGGUACUGAGCCAAAGAACACAACAAGAAUUGCGAAAGUCCUUUGUGGAGAGUGUGGAUGAAAUCCCAUUUGCAGAUGAUGUUGAAGACACAUAUGAUGACAGGACGCCGGAUAGUAGCCUUCAGGAAAAGUUUUAUACACCUCCAACGAGCCGAAACAAACACAGCAAAGAAAAGCUGCCACUGCAGCUCUCCUUAACUAUGGAGAAUGGUACACCCAGAGCUGGGGAAGCUGUAUCAGUGAAACAGAGAGUUUUACCACAAAUAUCUCCAGAAGCCAAGGAGAUUGCUGAAGAGAGGAUGAAAGUACAUGAAAAGUCUGUAAAGAGCCAAGCUUUAAAAGAUGCUAUGGCAAAACAGCGUACAAGAAUGAAAGAAACAGGUGGUUCCAAAGGGGCUCCAGCUAAAGCUGGCUGGAAUGUUUCUUUAGAGUCAUCAACACCCAGACUUUCACCCUUGGUACAUGGUUCUGCAAAAGUACCAUCUGGGAAAACCUCAGAAUCCACUAAGCAUGGGACACUACCUGAAAAAUUUCUGUCACUUCCAGGUGAUCAUAGUUUGGAGGGCUCUGCUGCAUCCUCUGAUGGAUCUGCAGGAGGAAAGAGUAAAAAAAGGUCCUCUUUAUUCUCCCCUCGAAAAAACAAAAAAGACAAAAAGUCAAAAAAUGAAAGUAAACCUUCUGACAGGCUUAGUUCAGAGGAAACUGCCAAAUCCAAAUCUCUCUGGAAAUCUGUAUUUUCUGGGUACAAGAAAGAAAAGAAGAAGAAGGAUGAAAAAUACUGUCCAAGCACUCCAUCUAGUGUCUCCACUGUGGAUUCAGCAAAGAAAGGGGCUUCUCCAAUAAUAAAAGCAGCAGACCUUCACUUACGUAGAUACUUGAGUUUCUCUGAAGACUCUGAUCUCUCCUGUGAUGAUGUUUUGGAAAGAUCUUCUCAGAAAUCUAAAACAGAGAGGUUGCAUGACAUAUUUGACCUUGUCUCAGACAUGCAAAGGAAAAAUGAGGAGUCAAUUUAUGUUCCUCACGCCUUGGCAUUCAAGAGAUCAUACGCAUCAAAGAAAACAUAUACUGAAGAAGAGCUGAGUGCCAAGUUAACUAGGAGAGUUCAGAAAGCUGCUCGUAGACAAGCAAAACAAGAAGAGCUAAAACGUCUGCACAGGGCUCAGAUUAUCCAAAGACAGCUGGAGCAGGUGGAAGAGAAGCAGAGGCAGCUAGAGGAGCGAGGAGUAGCUGUGGAGAAAGCAUUACGAGGAGAAGCAGACUAUUGGGGAGAAUCUAAUUACAGUGAAAUCAUCGACUUGCACCUGGGUGUUGAACUUAAUGUUGGGACUCCUCGCCGAAGACCUAUCUCCUUCUGCCCUUGCUGCACCCAUGAAGGAAUGGGCAAGAAAGAUGAUCCCAAGCUUAUGCAAGAGUGGUUUAAGCUGGUCCAAGAGAAAAAUGCCUUAGUCAGAUACGAAUCUGAGCUGAUGAUUUUUGCCCGAGAGCUGGAGCUGGAAGAUCGACAAAGCAGACUACAACAGGAGUUACGAGAACGUAUGGCCAUUGAAGACCACUUGAAGACAGAAGAAGAACUUGCAGAAGAAAAGCGUAUUCUCAGUGAAAUGCUUGAUGUAGUUGAACAGCGGGACUCCCUUGUAGCCCUUUUGGAAGAGCAAAGACUUAGAGAGAAAGAGGAGGACAAAGAUUUGGAGGCAGUCAUGCUUUCUAAAGGCUUCAACUUGAAUUGGUCUUGAGUCUUAUUUAUUUACAGGAAAAAUAUGUGACUAGUGAAACCACAAAGUUGUUUACCUAAAUGUGCAACUGGUGGAAUUAGACGUAUCCAUCGCUGGACCUACUGUGGAGGAAUUAAAUAUGCUGCAAAUUUGCCUGCCUGUUUAUCUUUCGUACAUCUUAUUAUUUGGACUGCAAAAAUAUGAAGAGUUCCCUAUUCGAGGUUUUCUUUUGAAUUUAAUAAGAACAGUAAUGCUGUCUUACUGAUAAGCAACAUUUAGAAAUUGGUUCAUUUGUUAGUAAGAAGAAAACAUGAUUUCAUGACAGAACUGAACAUCCUUUUAAUUGUGAAAUAUCAUCUUUGUGCACUCCUGACCAUCUCAUUGUUUUUAUUUGACUUAAUUAUCUAUUCUUUGACUCUGAAUUUCCACUGUAUAAAUGAAACAACAUCUGCAUGAGCAGUUCCCUCAAGCCUACAGUGUAAUGGGAAGCUUCUGUAGCCUCCUAAGUUUUUGCACAAAUUUCCCUUUAUUUUUGCAGAAUACUAUUUGAAAUAUAUUUUAAAUUCAUUUCUAUUUAUUAUUUUAUAGAUCAGAACAAAACUGUGGACUUCUGCAAUGUGUCAAAAUGUUUCACUCUACCUAUGAAGACCUUUAAGAAGAAAUUUUUAAGAUGCUCUGUUCUAGUGUUCACAUUUUUAUUUCUUUUCGGUCUCCCCUUUGUAUACUUCAGCCUACCUAAUAUUUCACUAAUUUGCAACAAAAAUAGUAAGUCUUAUCAUGGUACUAUUCUGGUUUUUAUUUUAUUUUAUGCGGAUUCUCUCCUGCAUGUCAAAUUUAUGUCAUGUUUUGUUCUAACUACUUGGAGGCUUUAUUUCACUCUUGCUACACUUUGGGUGACUGGCUAAGUUAUUUGUUUUACUGGUUUAUCAGUUUUGCAUUUUAUAUAAAUCAAUUGUUAAAGUACCAACAAAAAAUGUGUAUAACAUAAAAUUCAAUCAUGCCUCCCUUAAAAUCAGUAUUAUUUUAGGAUGCAUAUUUCUGAAAAAGAGAGCAUGGUGUGUUUAAAGUAAAAAAAAUAACAAUAUAAUAUGUGUGGCUGUUUAUAUUUGUGAGUUUGUGAAUAAUAAGUUGAAUAGUGUACUAUAAAGGUUACACAUGUAUCUCGCUGUAUACCAGAUGAAAUAUAUUUCAGGCAAUGGAUGCAGUCAGGCUCUAAAUGGGGCAUCUCUUGCAUCUUUAACUGCUGCUGAUCAAAAGCUAGAUUGGUGAGUGGAAUGAUACAGUGAAAUCCCAUGCUGUUUGGCACUGUCUUGAAGAAAUAUUUUAUAUUGCAGAAGGUCAAAAUCCACACUCACUUGUACAUUGUGAAUAUGUGUAUAAUUUGUUUAUUUAAAUAUAUUCAGUAUAUUUAUAUGGGUAUACAUAUAUAUUCCAUCUACUCAAAUUAAGGUUUAAUUCAAUUCAGACACUGGUACUGUGUACCUUACUGAUAAAUUAAUUUUUCUGGAUAAUUUUUCAUACCCUGUCUUGUUGAUUCCAUCAAAUUUCUCUAAUCUUUUCUGAUUUCUAUACUUGUUCCAGCUAUAAGCAGUGGGCAUAAUGUAUGAGCAUUGCAACAAAAAUGGCUAAGAAGUCAAAUCUGUCUCGAUAAUUACAGAUCCUUUCCCAUGAAUCAUCAUAUUCAUUCUUUGAGCAACUUCAUUUUGUUAUUAUGAAUAACUUUUUUUUCCUUUUUUAUUGCUUUCAAUUUACUGUUUAAAAAAGAUAUUGUAUGCUUUUUUAUUCUGGAUGUUGCAGUACUUGAAUCUUAUAUAUUAUAAUUGUAUCUGUGUUUCAACUUCAGCUGUGAAUUUCAGCAUAACUAAAACAUGCUGAAACUCCCGAAAGAUUGACUCAGGCAUGAUAAAUAGUUGCAGUUACCUGUUUCUGGUGACCCAUUGUGGAAAUACAAUAGUUUUGUGAGUGUGAAUUGACUGCAAAGCAUUCAGGUAGUUGCCUUGAUAUACAGAAAUCUUGAUCAAUAGGCACACCUCCUGGAGUGAUUUUUAACACAUACCAUAUAUUCAGCUUAGUCUUGACAAUAGGAGGAAUAUUUUCACAAAUAUACAAAAUUUUAUAAAUUUGUGUUGUACCAAAUGACACCGUUUAAUUGGGGGCAAAAAUCCAUCUUCAAGUUUUAAAGUACAUUUUUAGUAGCUUAUUUGGUUUAUGAUUAUUUGGAAUUUGUGUGAUACUUCUUUGUAGCAUACUAUUUAUUAACAUUUGUGAAAAAUGUAUUAUAUGUAAACAAAAAUUUCAUAAUUUAAUAUUUUUGUUCCUUUGUUGGAAGCCUGACUGAACUUGCAUUAUGUAUCUUAUUUGCAUUAAAACAUUUUGAGAAAGGCAAUUGAAGUUGGCAAUAAAAUAAUUGUCACAGUUUUACAAAACAAAAUUUGAAUUAAAUAUGUACCUUCAAUUCACAA
Molecule: messenger RNA, 10025 nt
Organism: Erpetoichthys calabaricus (reedfish)
Lineage: Eukaryota; Metazoa; Chordata; Cladistia; Polypteriformes; Polypteridae
Gene: mical3a
Product: microtubule associated monooxygenase, calponin and LIM domain containing 3a
Exons: 45
Coding region: 802-7584 (2260 amino acids)
Molecular function (GO): protein binding; FAD binding
Source: RefSeq, a predicted model, not a curated record